GCUGUUAGCCUCCAGCGCCACUGACAGCCCGAGCGAAGCAACCGACGGAGGCGCGUGACGGAGCGGACUCUGCGGUCAUUAACCCGCUUCCGUGUGCGGUUCGUAUCACACCGGGCCGUCCCACGUCUGGAGGCGGGGGUGUUGCGGUGCAGCCACGUGUACAGGAACUGGAGCCCGACAGCCCGGACUGGAUCCACGUUAGCUCGCCCCCGGUACCUGAACACCGCAGCUAGCCGUCUGCUCCUCCGCCCACAGUCGGGUCGACUUUUCCCGCAGUGUCGCUGUCAGUCACCGGGUUCGACAGGUCGGUUGUUUUUUUAUUCCACACAAUCAUGGCCGUUUGGAAGGAACUGCGGUGCAGAAACAUCAUGGCUGCAUCUCUGCUCCUCUGUAUUCUUCUCCACGCCAUGGACGUGCAUGCACGACCAGCCAACAUGUCAGCCGCUAAAGACAAGUCUCCGCCCAACAAGGACGAGAACGAGAUCCUUCCCCCGGACCACCUGAACGGGGUGAAGAUGGAGCUGGACGGCCAGCUCAAUAAGGACUUCCAUCAGGAGGUGUUCCUGGGCAGAGACAUGGAGGAGUUCGACGAGGACUCUGAGCCAAGGAGAAACAGGAAGAAGCUUAUUGACAUUUUCACCAAAGUUGAUUUCAACCAGGAUAGAAGUGUCAGCGCCAAGGAGAUGCAGCGCUGGAUCAUGGAGAAGACGGAUGAGCACUUUCAGGAGGCAACGAAGGAGAACAAGAACAGUUUCCACGCUGUCGACCCGGACGGUGACGGUCACGUGACAUGGGAUGAAUACCGAAUCAAAUUUCUGGCCAGCAAAGGAUUCAAUGAAAAAGAAAUUGCCGAGAAGAUAAAGAAUAAUGAAGAUUUGAAACUGGAUGAGGAAACUCAGGAGGUUUUGGAAAGCCUGAAGGAUCGCUGGUUUCAGGCCGACAGCCCUCCGGCCGAUCAGCUGCUGAACGAGCAGGAGUUCCUGUCCUUCCUCCACCCUGAGCACAGCAGAGGAAUGCUCCAGUACAUGGUCAAAGAGAUUGUUCGGGACUUAGACCAGGACGGUGAUAAGAAACUGACCCUGUCGGAGUUCAUCUCUUUGCCUGUGGGCACCGUGGAGAACCAGCAGGCUCAGGACAUCGACGACGACUGGGUUCGAGAGAGGAAGAAGGAGUUCGAGGAAGUCAUCGAUUCAAACCACGAUGGCAUCGUAACGAUGGAGGAACUGGAGGAGUACAUGGACCCGAUGAAUGAGCACAACGCUCUGAACGAGGCCAAGCAGAUGAUCGCCGUCGCAGAUGAGAAUCAGAAUCAUAAUUUGGAGCUGGACGAGAUCCUCAAGUACAGCGAAUACUUCACGGGCAGCAAGCUCAUGGAUUACGCCAGAAAUGUUCACGAGGAGUUCUGAAGACUCGUCCGUCCUCUGUCUGCUCAGCAAGGCGGGGCGGCAUCCUACAUCUGCUUCAGGGACAGGCCAGUAUCAGGGGCAACCUAAUGAUAGGAUGUUGUAGUGUGCAAUUGUGUGUUUAACGCCGAGCCUCAACGGCCUCUUUCACUGCUGACUCCAGUUAAUACGCCCUUCACCCACUGUCUGCCGCCCAGCAGCGUUAACACGCUCUUCCUGCUGUGUGCCGCACAGCAUCAGCUCCAAAUGAAUUUGUGUUAUAUAGUCUAAUGUGUUUAUAAGAGGAAUUUUAACCCUGAGUAGAUUUUUUUUUUUUUUUCCCGGUGCAGUGGUGAGAGAGACGGUUCAGAGUUCUGUGUGCGGCAGGAUCUGUUGUUUUUAGCUGGUGUGUCUGUAAACAGUGUAAAUAUUCAUGGUCACAUACCAAUGCAAAGGUUGGAAGACGUAAAUAUAAUGCAGCUGAAAGGAACAACCCUGCUAGAGAGACCAUAUAAUUAUAAAGAGUUUAUUUCUCUCACACGCAGAUUAUAUACGCUGUCACUUAAUCUGCCAUCUUCAAGUGGGGGGGGGGUUUCACUGGUUUCCAUAAAAUCCGUCCUUUUUCAGUCAUGAAAAAAAGAGUAUUGUGUAGUAAAAUAUAAAAUAAAUGCCUCAAUAAAAAACUUAAAUUGGCUUAAAUUAAUGAAAGAACAAUUUAAGAUGUGCAGAAUAGAUUAAUAUAUAAGAGCAAUGUGUCUUUUUCAUAGAGGAUGUUAUUCUAAAUAAAGAUAAACGACGCGUCUCAACCUUGUACAAAGGUGAAGCUGAAAUAUCAAACAUACGUUUGCUGCCAUUUUGCCCUUUUGACAUAAUUUGGAAUCAGAGUCUGUUCAGUCUUGAUCGAGGGGCGGGGCCACGGUAGCACUCGACCAAUCACGAGUCAGUCUCAGCUGUCAAUCAUGACAGAAACAUUAGGAUCAGUGUGAAAAUCCUAAAAUAACAGAAACUGUCUUGAAAAAUGAAUCUGACGUAUUCAGACUUUUUAAUUUGGUCCAUUUCCUACCUGCUAGGCGGAGGAGGCGGGGUUUAUGGCAGCAGCCAGCCUACAGGGGGCGAUCAAAUCAUUUCAGCUUAACUUUUCAAGAGUGGUUGUGUUGAUUUUUACUCAGUUUGUGGAUGUGGACUGAUCGAAGGAAAAGCUUGUGGCACCAAUAAGACUCAUGAAGUCUCCAAAAUGGAAACUGUUGUUUACAUAGUGUGUGUCUGUGUGUGUGUGUGUGUGUGCGUGCGUCAGGUCAGAACGUUUCCUGUGGUAAAGGCCUGUUUUGUUUUUAUCGCUACAAACAAUCUGUUUCAGCCUUUAUGACGUUGUCGGUAAAGACGAGUUAAUUUCUUUGACCGGUGUAAUUUGGAUGAGCGGUGUGUUUGAGCAGUGGACGCUGAACUCAGUCUUUGUCUUUGUCAGAUUUUAAAGUUUCCUCUCCAUCAUAUCUUCCAUUUUGAAGGCUCUUGAUUUGUAAUUCCACUUGUACCGUGUUUCUAAAUUCAUGCACAAACAAUGGAAUUACAUUCCUCAGUUCUCGAUGACCCGUGGAAGCCUUUGGAUCCUGCCACAGUCUCGUCUUUCCUCGUCCUCGGUCCUGUUCGGAUUGUAAAUCAACAUUUCAGAUUACAGAAUGUUAACACAGCUUUAUAAAAUGUAUCGCAAACAUACUGUUAAACAAUAAAUAUUUCUUACCAAGUAAA
Paralichthys olivaceus (Japanese flounder) is the source of this 3128-nucleotide messenger RNA. Lineage: Eukaryota; Metazoa; Chordata; Actinopteri; Pleuronectiformes; Paralichthyidae. The record is from RefSeq and is a predicted model, not a curated record.